GCAACACUUCCCAACCUCAAAAUGUUCCUGGCCCACUUCUCCGCCAGUAGCGUGAGUGAUCUCCCCAUUCCUGAGGAGGCCUUGCCUGCGAUUCGUAAUGUUAACCAGCCUCUGGACACAGACCGUAGCAUCGCAGCUGAAAAUCGUAGACCCGGUGAAGAGGUGGAACCCGAGGACAAAACGAUAGAGAUUGUGAUCACCAUUGUGGGAGGCGUACACGGGAACCACAAGGCCACACUGUGUGACACAUUGACAAAUAUCACAAAAGAUAGAAUCAAGUGGACAGUCCUACGCCAGCCUCUAGAUUCUACAAAAUCCUUUAUCCCCGGUCAGUUACAAAUGUCACUGACCGCACUGGUCAGCAACAACAGGAGGAAACGGUCAUCAGUGUCCACAACAUCCAAAGCAAGAGUCUUGGUGGUCACUCCAAUGAACGUGGACAUCGUACAGGUGGUAAAGGCCAUACAGUGUCAUCCAGACCCGGACGUCAGAAAGGUCACGAAAAUAGGUGCUGUGACUGUCUGUGUGGACCCUCUCAAUGCCUACAUGGAGCGCAGGUUAACACAUCCUUUCCUGCUCAAUGACUGUGCCCAGGGCUGGGUCAACAACAUCCUCUUCACCUCCUCCACAUCAGUCAAAAACCAGUCAUUGAUAGAAGUUCAGAAUCUACUUCGUUCAAUCAACACAGAUGUGGCAUUCUUCUUGGCCGAAAACGGCAAAGUGACCAGGAGUAUGGACAUAGAUGCCAUGUUGUCAGAGACAGCCUUUAUGCAGGACGAAAAAGUUCGAGCUCGACAUCUUCUCUGUCCAGGCUGGUCCUUGGGAGCUUGGAAGGAACAGACAACUCUAUUCAAAAUGAACAGCAUUCUCCUUAGAUUCUCACAACCCUUGGAAAGUCCACUUCUGCUGAAAAAACUAAAAGGUCUGAAGAGCUCUUUGAAGACAUUUCCUUGUCAGGGUAACAUCUACUUCCUUCAUGGCAUGCUACAUUUCACAGAUUCAUCAAACCUGAAGGAGAUUCAUCAUGUCACACUCAGUGACACUACAACUCUAACUGUCGCCAAAAAUCUGGACCAACUAUCCAGCAAUGUCACCAAUGGAGAUGGUCCCCAUAACACCAAGGGAGAUCACUUCCUCGUGAUCACUGGAUGUGAAUUAAAGGAAAACGUGGUGAAGGACUGGGUCAGAAUGUGUGUCAAACAGAAGCCAGAAAAGAAGAAGCUUAUAGCUCGUAAAAAUGUCUCAAAGGAAGAUGUAAAGAAAAUUCAUACAAAACACCACCUGGAGGCCCUUCCCGAGGGCUGGUUCUACAACGGAACACAGUUUGUCAGCUUUGAUGGAGAGAAGCAGAAUACACAUCCGGACCUGGACAGAUUUAUCCAGCAAUACAUUGAGAAUACAAAUCACGAGGUUGAGAUGUUCAACAAGAAGGUGGAUGAGAUUUCUAGGAACUAUGUGGACCUCUUCUCUUGAUUAGUGUCGACUGCAGUUGUGAGCUUAUCUCAUAAACAUGACUGAACCUCAUCAAGGUGUUUCCACUGGUGAACUUUUGACCUCUAGUGACGUUGAGGUCUUCAUUCAUAUGAACUGCUAUUAACAACUCCUGUGAUCUCCCAUGUACUGUUAAUCCCUUUAUUUUGGGGUGUACUUUAUUUUGUGAACUAUACCUGUAGCUUUUAUUCAUUUAUACUUGAAUUCAGGAUUUCAUUAUUAUAUUUUGAAGAUUUAAAAUUGGGAAUGAUUUUCCUUACAAAUUUACAUGAAUUUGAUCACUCACAAAAAUAAAGUGAUUUAUAGCAUAGGGAAUUUAGCAUAGUAAAUGUCACACAAAAUUUACACAGACAUUUUUGGGAAAUUCCCCAAAAAUGUUAAUUAUAGACAGGUUUAUUUGGUAAAAACAUUACCGUAAUUGCAGAGAGGUACAAUAUAUGUUUUACCAGGAUAGCACUGGAAAUCCACAGAUAUUUGGAAAUGUCUUUAAGCAUUAAUCUUUUUGGAUACAAUUUUUCCUCUAAAUCCUAGCUGCUCUUGUUCUUAAAAUCUCAUAAAUAUUUAACGUUUGAACUCAAUAUGCUGACCUCUGUAUCAAAUCACCAUAUAUAGCAUCCAUGAGGAAUAUCAGCCUAAUAAUCAUAACCUCUGGUGGCAUACACAUUAUAUAACACUAACAGUAUUAUGUAUGUCUAGUUGUCUUUAGACCGAGAAAUUAUUGUUCUUGGUACAAAGCUUAAUGAAUGUCUGUAAGAGUGGAUGGGAGCUAUGACUUCCUGAAUCCCUAAAAGGGACCUGUUCCAGAUUCAGUGAUAGGUUACUAGUCACUAGAAAUAGUUUGCCAUGAUAUCAUAUGAUAUUGUUUUAUUUAAAAAAAUAGAAAUAAAAAAAAAAAAAUCAAAACAAAACUGAUUGUUGCUGGUUUGUUGUUAACUUUGAAGUUAACAGCUGUUUUGUGAGGCUGAUAUGAUAGAUCAUACUGUGAAAGAUUAAGUUCGAAUUUUUCAGGGUGAGAUCAGAGCAUUUUUUUCCACAAAACCAAUCAAUGUAACUGUUAUCAUACCUCAGUUAUCAUUCACAACAAUCUUUUUCAUUUUUACAUAAAAUAAUUUUAUCGUGAACAUAACGAAAUGAAAUACCGAGAGAAAAUGAGUAAAUGAGUUAUUAUAUUACAGAAAAGUGUGAGUUGACGUUCAGCGAUGUGUACUACAUAAAUUACAACAUAUUAACAUAUUUCGAGUUAGUCAUACACUAACUGUUGAAGCUAUAAGUAUAAGGAUACUGAAUUCACAAAUAUUGGUACAAAAAUGUAAUUUACAAUACUUCUAAAUUGCCAUAAAUGUAUUCCACAAUUUUUUUGCUACUUUAAUUUUAUUUACCUUGUAAAAUGAUGGUGAUAAAAAGGGUAUUUAUGUUCAGUAAACUAAAUAUGCAAGUAGAAUCAAGUUUCUUUACUGAAUCGUAAAGUUAAGUUUGACAGUACAUGUACAUCAUCUCAUUGGUUGAAUAUUAAUUAAGUUAUAAAAAGUCUUCGGUAAAGUUGAAAAAAAAAUGAAUAUUUUUGUGUGUGUGUACCUGAAUUGUUUCCAUAUUUUGGCACAUACCACAGGUACUAUCUCCGUCCAUUUACAUGUAUCUGUGUCAAUGCUGUGUGUUAUACCAGGGACUCUAUAUACUGUCCCUGGUUAUACUGGUGGUCAGACUAGAGAGGUUGAUUACUUAGAGAGCGGGCAAGUGGACUUUUAUGGACUUUAAAAGCAUUCUUCAGUUUUAUCCUAUUUGUAGGAAAUACCUUUUUAUAGAUAUAAAUGUCCAUUGUAAAAGCUGUUAAAAGUGAUGGACUUGGGCUUUAAGUCCUGAUCCUGUGCUUUUCAUCUGUUGGAUAUGGUUAGUUGUAUCAAGUCUGGGAUACAACUCCAUAAAUAUAUGUUAAAGUUGUAUUCCUUAAAAAUCAUUACCUGUCAGAUACGUUAUAACUGUUUCCAAGUACAAUAUAUAUAAUUGUGAUGUUGACUUUUGUUGUCUUAUAUAAACUUAGAAAACAUUUAUUGCUCAACAUAUCUUCAUACAGAUGCUUCACUCUUGUUCAACUAAAUCUCCUGUUUGGUUUCCGAGUAGUGGUAUAUGCAAUUGCUGCCCUUUAAAACAAGGAAUGAAUGAAAUUUGUUUGGUUUGAUGUUUAUUGCUUUUAAAUAUGAUGUUUGUAUAUUGAUUGUGCUUGAUAAAAUAUGCCUGCAAAAUCUAAUUUUGAUAUGAGUAUAUUGAUUUUAUGUUGACCAGGUAAUACAUUAACAUUAUGUACAUGUAUGUUUAAGUGUUGGCCAUUUGAGGCUAGAGUAAGUAUUUUAUGAACAUUCCUGUCCAUUUCCUCCUGCCUGAGAUUUUUUCUACUUAAGGUGUAUUGAUAAUUUUCAGAUUUUGGGGUGGGGAGGGAUUACAAAAUGAUUCAAUAAUUUAAAUACAGUAUUUUGUCUUUUUGUCUUAUGCAUGCACAUAUAUAUAACUAUAUAUCACUAAUUUUUGUGUGAUCCUUUCAUUUCAAUAAACAAUAAACAAUACACUUACCUCGUACAUUAAAGUUGUAUACAUUUUCCGUCCAAAUCAUUGAGGAGAAGAGCAAAUGAUUAUGUUUGCCAAAAUAAAUAUAUUUGUUUUUUAUCUGUUACUAUAGCACUCUUACAUUCCACAGACUUUUGUAUAUGUGCACGUCAGUUUUAGUGUGUAUUUCCACCUGUGAAAUUAAAGUUAUUGUUUUGAUUAAUGACACGUUAUAUAUAUCUACCUAUACACUUGCAAUGCCUGUGUUUGAAUUCACAGACC
Messenger RNA from Mizuhopecten yessoensis (Yesso scallop), 4311 nucleotides. RefSeq lists its product as uncharacterized. The coding region runs from base 22 to 1473 and encodes 483 amino acids. The transcript has 15 exons. The record is from RefSeq and is a predicted model, not a curated record. NCBI's taxonomy places the organism in Eukaryota, Metazoa, Mollusca, Bivalvia, Pectinida, Pectinidae.